UUCAAGAGUGAGGUGAAUCAAAUGACCAUUGAUUAAUUUUGUGUGUGUAAGUAAUCAAGUUUAAUAUUGGAAUCGGCAACGGUGUUUUCGCUAAACAAGCAUUAAGCAGACGUCACCGCAAUUGUUUUCAAAUUUUGUCCAACAUGGAAAUCUUGAGAGCAAGCAUACAAAAAACUUAUUGUGCGAUUGAAAUCCAUCGUACUAAAUGGAAUGAAAUACUUAGAAGUUUUGAAUCAUCACUUAAUGUUCUGGCAGGAUUGGUUGAUCAGUUAGAAUGUGUUAAAAAAACUGAACCUUGUGAGCUAUCCAGAAAGUUCCCUGAUCUACAAGGUAAACUGGAGCAGAUCAUCCGAGCCUUGAUGGAGGAGGAGAUGACUUCAAUGAUCGUUUUACUAGAGGAACUUAACCAAUUGAACCUGAAAAUAAAAAGUAUCUGUGAAGUUACUUAUAAACUAUAUGUCGAAGACUCUGAUAAAGCUCAAUCUAACCCAGCAUUUUUUCAAGGAACAUCACUUUAUCCACCGAUUAGUCAGAUGAUUGAGUGGAUGGAUGAUAUCAACUUGUGCUAUGCCAAUAAGCUGACCAAUGCAAAGUAUUUACUUGAAAUUUUUGAUUGUUCAUCUCAAGCUAUAGUCAAUUUACAGAAUAUUUUAGAUUUCAGGAGUAAUUUUUCAACAGUUGAUGCCAUAAUGGCUAAAAUGUCUAUUUUUCUUCUUGAAAAAUAAAAUAGUUUUUUCACAAUUGUGUUUCAACAUGUACAUUUUGGUACCCAAACAAUACAAGACCUGUCAUCUUUUA
Daphnia magna is the source of this 798-nucleotide messenger RNA. RefSeq lists its product as uncharacterized. The transcript is spliced from 3 exons. The coding region runs from base 144 to 725 and encodes 193 amino acids. Gene Ontology annotation, cellular component: nucleus; cytoplasm. The record is from RefSeq and is a predicted model, not a curated record. Lineage: Eukaryota; Metazoa; Arthropoda; Branchiopoda; Diplostraca; Daphniidae.